CGGCGGGACCCCGAGGAGUGGCGGCUGGAGAAGUAUGUGUCUGCUCUCGAGGACAUGCUCCGAGAGCUGAAGAAGCAGUCGAGCAAGCCAGCCCCAGAACUCCUGAAUGAAUACUCUCGCAAAGUGGACUUCCUAAAGGGGCUUCUGGAAGCUGAAAAAUUGUCUUCAUCAACUGAAAAGGCUCUGGCAAAUCAGUUCUUGGCCCCUGGACGUACCCCUACAACAACCAAAGAGAGAACCCCAGCUACUAAAACAGUUCAUCUGCAGACAAAGGCUCGUUGCACAGGCAAGAUGAGGAGUGAGCUGCUUGGUACAGACUCCUUGGCUAUGGAUGAUUCUGAGGAGUUAAACGUAAGGAAACGGAAAGGCCUUGCACCUGAUGAGAAGCAGUCAGCAGUGGAGCUGGAUGCUGUGUUACAGCACCAUCAGGAUGUGCAGGAGAAGUUAGCUGAAGAAAUGCUAAGUUUGGCUCGCAGUCUCAAAAACAACACUCUGGCUGCACAGAAUGUGAUAAAACAGGAUAACCAGACACUAUCCCAUUCUCUCAGGAUGGCAGACCAGAACUUUGAGAAGCUCAAGGAUGAAUCUGACCGCCUUGAACAGCAUGCAAAGAAAUCAGUCAACUGGCUAUUAUGGAUCAUGUUAAUUGUAGUUUGUUUUAUAUUCAUCAGCAUGAUUCUCUUUAUCAGAAUCUUCCCCAAACUGAAAUGAUUAUUUUAUUUUAUUAUUUUAUUUUUUUUAAAGCUGCCAGAGUGCAGUUGGGAAGCUCAGCUGGUAUGAGAACUGGCA
This is a messenger RNA of Antrostomus carolinensis (chuck-will's-widow), 789 nucleotides long. RefSeq names its product unconventional SNARE in the ER 1 (gene USE1). Gene Ontology annotation, biological process: retrograde vesicle-mediated transport, Golgi to endoplasmic reticulum. Lineage: Eukaryota; Metazoa; Chordata; Aves; Caprimulgiformes; Caprimulgidae. The annotation marks the transcript as partial. The transcript has 8 exons. Gene Ontology annotation, molecular function: SNAP receptor activity. The record is from RefSeq and is a predicted model, not a curated record. Gene Ontology annotation, cellular component: endoplasmic reticulum; SNARE complex.